ACAGAUAAUUGGUAUAAGUCUUCCCAUACUUUGCCAAGGAUGUAGAUCCGUAGGUAAGAUGGAAGUAGACCAACAGUAGUCUUAUGAAUAAAAAUAUUCUAAUUGUUGAGUCUACAGGUGGACAAGGCAGACCAUCCAAUCUGAGCAUACAAGGACCAGUGGAUCCUUCACCAAGACAUUAUAAAAAUACUGCGGUAACUUCUUGGUUGUCUCAGCUUCAUCUUUCACAUCAGGAUGGAUCAUCAUGACUGGCAGCGAGGGAGAAGUAAGGGCCACCGGCACUACGACGAUGAUGAUGAGGCCCAGCCCGUCUACAUCGGCGUUCCAGUUUCUCACAGACGGAAAAGGCGCAGACAUCAUUCCUAUGCCAGUGACGCAGACCGCGACACGCGGCACACACACUAUGAUCACCACACACACCGUGAACACUCGCACCAGGGAUAUUACCAUGACAGAGAGGAGCACUAUGGCGAUGACGAGGGCAGCACAGAGCGCCGCGAGCACGCCGACCCCUCAGUGUCCCCUGCAGCAGAGCGGCUGCGCCACUUACUGGCGGAGGAUGACACCACCCCAACACCCACAAUAUUCACUGAGAUGGACACACUACAGCAAGAGGGGGGCGAGUUAGAGUGGAAAGAGUCUGCAAGGUGGGUGAAGUUUGAGGAGAAGGUGGAGGAGGGAGGAGAAAGAUGGAGCAAGCCUCAUGUCUCCACACUGACCCUCCACAGCCUGUUUGAGCUCAGGACCUGUCUGCAGACAGGAAGCAUCCUGCUGGACCUGGAGGGCUACUCGCUGCCACAGAUCGUGGAUGAGAUUGUGGAUCGGCAGAUAGCUGAUGGUCUCAUUCCUCCGGAUCUGAAGGAGAAGAUCAGCUUUGUGUUGCUCAGGAAACACCGUCACCAGACCAAGAAACCAAUCCACCGCUCGCUGGCAGAUAUAGGAAAGUCCUCCAACACUGCUUCCAACCGUAGUCCUCAGGUUAAUCAUAGUACUAGUUCAGCUUCUGGCAUCCACCGCUCCACAGAAGACCUACGCUCUCGGCAGUCAAGCAGCCUCAGCCACCUGCCACACAAAGAGCCAACUCGUCCUGAUCGUGGCUGGUUGGUGAUGCCAUUUGGUAAGAACCCCUGGUGGUGGUACCUGGCCAGCUCUGUUCCUGCACUCCUGGUCACCAUACUCAUCUUCAUGGACCAGCAGAUCAGCGCUGUCAUAGUCAACCGCAAGGAAAACAAACUUAAGAAAGGUUGCGGUUACCACUUGGACCUGUUCUGGGUGGGUGUGCUGAUGGCUGUGUGCUCCUUCCUGGGUCUGCCCUGGUACGUAGCAGCUACUGUCAUCUCCAUCGCUCACAUCGACUCUCUGAAGAUGGAGAGCGAGUCCAGCGCUCCUGGAGAGCAGCCACAGUUCCUCGGAGUCAGGGAGCAGAGGCUGACGGGCAUUCUGGUGUUUGUUAUGACUGGACUCUCAAUUUUCCUCGCUCCCGUUCUCCAGUACAUCCCCAUGCCAGUCCUGUAUGGAGUGUUCCUCUACAUGGGUGUGGCAUCACUGAGUGGCAUCCAGUUCUGGGAGCGUAUGAAGCUGUAUCUGAUGCCAGCCAAACACCAGCCGGACUUCUCCUUCCUGCGUCACGUUCCUCUGAGACGCGUCCAUCUUUUCACCAUCGUCCAGAUCGUCUGUUUGGCCGUCCUCUGGAUCCUGAAGUCCACCUUCCUGGCCAUCAUCUUCCCAGUAAUGAUUCUGGGUCUGAUGCUCGUCCGGAAGCUGCUGGAUCUGAUAUUCUCGCAACACGACUUGGCCUGGCUGGACGACAUCCUGCCAGACAAAGACAAGAAGAAGAAGGAGGAUGAGAAGAAGAAGAAGAAGGAGAAGAAGGCGGCAGAGCCGGAGAGCGACGAGGAGGAGAUGAACCCGUACUCGACGGUCACGUCCGAAGAAAACGAAUUAGACCGCAGCAUCACUCUGCACCUGAAGAUCACCUGCCCGCCCUCACCCGCCCUAUCCCAGACGAACCUCGCCCCCGGGAUCGCCCCGUCGCCACACCUGCCGACACGCCAGCCCGUGCCCCAGGUCAGCAUCCAGGUGGAGUCAGACCGCGAGGAGCCCGGCCUCUUCUCCGAGCAACAACGCUGCCCUCAUCCAACCGAUCACCUGCCUCCACCUGGAGCAGAGUUUCACCAAAAACUGCACGCUCACUUCGGUGACUGUGCCGAGACCGUUCUGUAGACACACACAGGUUUACUGCUGUGAGCUUGACAACACACACACACACACACAGGGAAGGUGCAAAGUGUUGCAUACUGAUAAUAAUCUGCCUGAUAUCUCUGAUUUAAACCCAGUUUUUACGGGCUGAACAAGCGUACAGAUUGUGCUCUUUCACACUUCAUAAUUGGACUUGUAUCAGAUGUAAUGUCACUGUAUUAUAAAGCUCCCCCUGACUAAAACUAUCGCAGCUCUCAGGUCGGAUCUCUGUGAACUGGCAGAGCACUGAGAGGCCUCGAGGAUCCAACCAGCUUCCUGUAGUGACGAUAAAUAGCCGCAAAGAAACAACCAAAAUGUGUUACUAGUAAAUGCGUGACCCUGCUCUGAACCCGUGUUAGGCCUCAGUACUGUUGAUCAUGUCGUGUUCAUCUUUGCUCUUGUUUUUGUUUUCUUGUGCAUUUAAAGAAUGUUAGAGACGAGGGUGAUUUACAUCAUGCUGUAUCUGCGUUAUGGAUGUAAAGCCCUGAAAAAUGUAAUAAAACAACAUUUAAGAUCUG
Micropterus dolomieu (smallmouth bass) is the source of this 2756-nucleotide messenger RNA. RefSeq names its product solute carrier family 4 member 5b (gene slc4a5b). The coding region runs from base 235 to 2223 and encodes 662 amino acids. Gene Ontology annotation, biological process: regulation of intracellular pH; monoatomic anion transport; transmembrane transport. Gene Ontology annotation, molecular function: monoatomic anion transmembrane transporter activity; sodium:bicarbonate symporter activity; solute:inorganic anion antiporter activity. Gene Ontology annotation, cellular component: plasma membrane. The record is from RefSeq and is a predicted model, not a curated record. Lineage: Eukaryota; Metazoa; Chordata; Actinopteri; Centrarchiformes; Centrarchidae. The transcript has 17 exons.